AUGCAUGCGAAGAAAAGAAGUCGAUGGGGCAUGUCCCAUGUAUAUGAGGAGGAGUGGUUGGACGUACAGUGGUCGUACGAGGAGCUACCGAAUGGGCAUGCAUCUAGUUACAAGGAGGAGCUACUGUUUAGAGGAAAAGUCGAAGCUUGGGUAUAUAGCUAUGCGGUUCGGGUUAGUGUUGGUAAGGGAGAGGUUACAAGUGAGAGUUCAAAAGAGGAGGCGAUAGAGGGGUUGUAG
This is a messenger RNA of Dovyalis caffra, 237 nucleotides long. Lineage: Eukaryota; Viridiplantae; Streptophyta; Magnoliopsida; Malpighiales; Salicaceae. The record is from the annotation of a GenBank genome assembly.